Molecule: messenger RNA, 3842 nt
Organism: Phasianus colchicus (ring-necked pheasant)
Lineage: Eukaryota; Metazoa; Chordata; Aves; Galliformes; Phasianidae
Gene: OCRL
Product: OCRL inositol polyphosphate-5-phosphatase
Biological process (GO): phosphatidylinositol dephosphorylation; signal transduction
Cellular component (GO): cytoplasm; membrane
Molecular function (GO): inositol phosphate phosphatase activity; phosphatidylinositol-4,5-bisphosphate 5-phosphatase activity
Source: RefSeq, a predicted model, not a curated record
GGCAGGCGGCGGCGCGGGGGCUGCUCGGAGCUGAGGUGCGGGCGGGGCGGCGGGAGCCGUGCGCGCUGAGCUUGGCCCAGCGGGGCGGCCGAUACGGGCUCGUCAUCCACUCGCAGGAGAGGGAGAACUCGGAGCCGGAUUACAUUCCCAUCAACAGCCGCUUUAAGUGCGUGCAAGAGGCAGAAGAAACUCUGCUGAUUGAUAUAGCUACAAACAGCUGCAAGAUCCGGAUACAAGGUGACAAGACAGCUGAGAGGCUCUUUGAAAUCCCUGAUGAGGAGCAUUGCUUGGGGUUCCUCGCAGAAGUGCAGAGCAUACAGGAAGCUCAGUUAAAAGACGCUCUGCCUGGCCAUAAGGACUCAGACAGCUGGCAUCAGAUGGAGAAAAACCUCCCAAGUCUAUCGCAGGCCUCUUCUCCAGGAGCUCUGGGGUUUGAGGAUGACUUCAAUGCUCUAAGCCUAGAGAAGAAAAGAAACAUGCAAAACCACCAAGCAGGCUCUCGCCGGGAACCCCCACCUCCUCCUGUGCCUCCAAGUAGGCAGUUUCACCGAGAGAGAGAAGGGACAUCAAGAGACCAACCAAAAGUAACCAACACCAUGCGCAAAAUGUUUUUACCCAGCAACCAAUCAGGACAAAGAGAAGGCCUCAUCAAACACGUGCUUGGAAAGAGAGAGAAGGAAUAUGUCAACCUUGAGAACUUCAGAUUUUUUGUGGGAACAUGGAAUGUGAACGGGCAGUCUCCAGACAGUGGCUUGGAACCCUGGCUGGCAUGUGACACAGGGCCUCCCGACUUCUACUGCAUUGGAUUCCAGGAGCUGGACCUCAGCACGGAGGCUUUUUUCUACUUUGAUUCUGCAAAGGAACAGGAAUGGCUGGCUGCUGUGGAGAGGUCCCUGCAUCCUCAGGCUAAGUAUAAGAAAGUGCAAAUGGUCCGUUUGGUUGGGAUGAUGCUGCUUGUGUUUGCUAGGAAGGAUCAGCUGAGCAACAUCAGGGAGGUGGUGACAGAGACUGUGGGCACCGGAAUCAUCGGAAAGAUGGGCAACAAGGGCGGCGUGGCAGUGCGCUUCGUGUUCCACAACACCACCUUCUGCAUUGUCAAUUCCCACCUGGCUGCUCACGUGGAGGACUUUGAGCGACGGAACCAGGACUAUAAGGAUAUCUGUGCCCGGAUGAGUUUUGUAACCCCUGAUGGUACUCUACCUCAGUACAACAUCAUGAAACACGAUGUUGUCAUCUGGCUAGGAGACUUGAACUACAGGCUUUGUAUCCCUGAUGCCAAUGAAGUGAAAAGCCUUAUCAGUAAGAACGAGCUUCAGAAGUUGUUGAUGUACGACCAGCUGAAUAUCCAACGUGUUCAUAAGAAAGCAUUUGCAGAUUUCAUGGAGGGAGAGAUUAAAUUCAUCCCUACAUAUAAAUAUGACUCUAAAACAGAUCGCUGGGAUUCCAGUGGAAAGUGUCGUGUGCCAGCGUGGUGUGACAGAAUCCUCUGGAGGGGUGGGAACAUCCAUCAGCUCCACUAUCGCAGCCAUAUGGACCUGAAGACCAGUGACCACAAGCCAGUCAGCGCGCUUUUCCACAUUGGGGUAAAGGUUGUGGAUGAGCAGAGAUAUCGAAAGGUGUUUGAAGAUAUCGUCCGCAUGAUGGACAGAAUGGAGAAUGACUUUCUUCCUUCGCUGGAGCUAAGCAGGAGAGAAUUUCAGUUUGAGAACGUGAAGUUCCGGCAGCUGCAGAAGCAGAAGUUCCAGAUAACCAACAAUGGACAGGUUCCCUGUCACUUCUCCUUCAUCCCAAAGCUCAGUGACAAGCAGUACUGUAAGCCCUGGCUUCGGGCUGAGCCUUGUGGAGGUUACCUGGAGCCAAAUGAGAGCGUGGACAUCUCCUUGGACGUGUAUGUCAGUAAGGACUCCGUAACCCUGCUGAACUCAGGCGAGGAUAAAAUUGAGGAUAUUCUCGUCCUUCACUUGGACAGAGGGAAGGACUAUUUCCUCACCAUCAGUGGGAGCUACCUGCCCAGCUGCUUUGGCACCUCCCUAGAGGCCCUGUGCCGAAUGAGACAACCCAUCCGGGAAGUUCCAGUCACCAAACUCAUUGACCUGGGAGAAGACAGCUUCUUAGAAAAGGAGAAGUCUGUGCUGCAGAUCGGCUUCCUGAACAGUGAGGAUGCAAGUGAGAUGCCACUGCAGAUGCCAAAGGAGAUCUGGCUCUUGGUGGACCACCUGUACAAGCGUGCUUGCCACCAGGAGGAUCUGUUUCAGACUCCAGGCAUGCAAGAGGAGCUGCAGCAGAUCAUUGACUGCCUGGACACCAGUAUCCCUGAGACAAUCCCGGGCAGCAACCACUCUGUGGCUGAAGCACUCCUCAUCUUCCUGGAGGCUCUGCCAGAGCCGGUGAUCUGCUAUGAGCUGUAUCAGAGGUGCCUCGACUGUUCUCAUGACAGCCGGCUCUGCCGACAGGUGAUUUCUCAGCUGCCUCGCUGCCAUCGCAGUGUGUUUCGGUACCUGAUUUCGUUCCUCCGAGAGCUGCUCAAAUACUCUGAAGACAACAAUGUCAGUGCUACCAUGAUCGCCACCUUGUUCACCAGCCUCCUCCUGCGGCCUCCCCCCAAUCUGAUGUCCAAGCAGACCCAGCAGGACCGCCAGCGUGCCAUCAACUUCCUCUAUGGUUUCUUGCUUGCCGGGGAUGAGGAGUGACUCCUGCCUCUUGCCAAACUGGGCCCCGUGCCACUGGUGGCUCCUGAAGGGCAGAAGGCUCUAAGCUACUCCAAGUGCCGUGUUUACAGUUGCAAGGGAAGCGUUGUGCUCUCCUUCCCGCUGCUGUACCCCACACUGCAGAGGAUCAUUGCACUCAUUGCACUGCCAUCCAUGACAGGAGCUUCCUGCUUUUCUCCCCCGGAUCUGGCUGGAUCUGCUGAUAGCUGAGCACGCUGCCAGCAGCCGUUCCUUAGUGUCACCAGUUCCCUGCACCACGCUUCUCUCUCCUUGUCACCCCCUGGAGUCGUUGCAGGGAAGGGUGGAGACUGCUGGUGCUGUUGUCCCUGCGGUGCUGGUGAGAGCUCUGUGCUGUUACAGGUGUUGGGCAUGUGCCACCCUCAGCCAUGCAGCAGACUAAACCCAACACACCAUCACUGUGCUAUGAAAGGACUGUGCCAGGAGGGUUAUCUGGACGUGUGGCCUCCUCCCUUCCCUCCAUUAGUGCAGUAUCCUCUUUCCUGCUUCCUUGUCUGUGGGUAAGGCUUUGUCGUUCCUGGCCCCUGCUCUGGCCCCUGGGUUUCUGGCACCAGAGCAUUGCCUGCUCUCCCCUCUCCGUUCCCGUGUGCCCUGGCUUCCUUCUGAGCCAGUGGUGCUGGUGGCUGGGUGGAGGAGCCUGCAUCAAGCAGCACUGUGGGCUGCACACAGUUUCUCUGGGGCAUGGCACGGAGCAGGACCCAGCUCCUGGACCCCAGCCCUGCCUGAGGGGAAGCAGGUCUGGGGCUGCGGGCAACGUUGGGUGCCUUCCUAUCUGUCCUGAUGGGGAGAGGGUGAGGGGUGAGAAUGGGCAUCAAGUGUAGCAGGAAAGGAGCUGGGGGCCUCUGGUGCUGAGGGGCUGGAAAGGGGGCUGCAAGUGGGGAGCCUGACCCUGCUCAAACACUACGCCGAGCCCUGCCUGCACUGGGAGCUGCGGGUGCCUAUGUUCAGCCUGAGACCCACGUACCCAACCACAUCCCACUGCCUGUGUUCCCCUGCAGCCAGGGAUCCAGGACCUUGAGGCUCUUAUUGUAGUUUUUGUUUUUGUUUUGUUUUUUAUUUUUAAAUUACAUAAUUUAUUGGAAAUCUGUCUGUUCCAAAUAAACCUCAGUUGUGCAA